UUCAGUUCAGUGGCCGACGAUCGCAGCAAACGGUCGUUUGUUUUCCCCAUCAUCGACGGCAACACAAAAUUGUGCUUGAGUAAAUUUUCCCGAACGCUUGGUUCGAUUUUCCUAGGUUUUUUCUUUCGGAAAACCCCCUUUUUUUAGUGCUUAGUGGUGCUGGUGCCGGUAGUAGUUCGAUCGGUGUAAAACGGGGCGACUAAUGUUUUUGUUUUGGGCGGAGUGAUUUGAGUGAACUUCCAAAUUUGUUUUGUGGAUCGCGGCGCGCCGUUGGGUGAGAUUUUCGAAAUGACGCCAGUUGCUGUAAUGGAAUCACCCUUGCGAAGGUCCGAUGCCUCCCGACUUUUCCGGACCCCAAGGACACCGGCUACCGAGGAGGUGAAUGACGAUGAGGCGGAACGAAGAAUUCGGCGGUCUGCGGCCAGUUUGGACGAAAGCACCGUUGCCGGAGGCAAUACUGUCGAAGAUAAUGAAAACAUCAAAAUGUGCCUUCAACUGUACUCAGAUAACAAAUUGAGUAAGGACAAUGCCUGGUCGGUGACGAUUAUUGACACCUUCGCCAAGCUGAUGUCCCGGCACUCGAAUACGAUGCAGAAUUUCCAGGUUGCUGGCUCGACCUUGGAGGCUUCCACCAAGGUCUACGGGCUGCGGGUUGAUUCCGUUCACACCGAUGUGAUGCGGAUGUGCUCCGAGCUGACCCGGCAGUCUGCCCGGGCAAUGGACAACAACCGGGAAGCGGAAGAAGACGACGGUGACGAUGGGGCCAACAAAGAGAAUGACGCCAGUAUAGCAGGGGGCAGCGGGGAGGGGGCAGGCACACAAGAUCAACCGAAACCGAAGAAGAAACGUGCCAAAAAGCAGGUUAGCACGGUUACAAAAAAUAAGGAAAGCAUAAACGCCACCCUCGAUACCAAUCCUUUCACGGAUCCAUUUUUCGCAAAACUGAAUUCCGUUGUCGGCGACGUGAACAGCUCGAGUCGGUUGAUGCAAAAUUUGAUACCGACCGAAAACGGCGAACUGAAGCUGCGGAUGGAUUAUGCCUUCUGGGAUGCCUCAGAUUCCUUGGAGUUGGACUUGGACGUAGAGGAAGAUUACGAAGACUGUUCAGCACUCACCACGAUUACCUUAUAUAGUGUAACGCGAGCAAACAAGUUGCAUCAAACACGAGAAGGGUACGUGAUAACGGAUGCACCUGCGGAAGAGGAAGACAAUGACGAAGACCAGCUCAAAGAUACCCAGGAUCCGCAGAUUCGAGAUGCAGAUAUGCCCCUGGAUCGGUCGGCUCUGGAUGUUCGAUUCGAUAUGGACGCAGAUGUUGAACCGAUUCCAGUUGGGGACGCUUACAUCAUCGAUUAUGCCUCGACUGAUGCCCUGGGAGGCCCAGAUAAUGACGAUGAUUUCAAUGAGGACGAUCAGCUCGCGUUACAAAAUUGCAGAGGUCUCAAGCGAAAAACCGUUGUCAUCGAAGAUAUGCGUCCGAUAGAUUCUUCUUCGGCUAAUUUGGAAUAUUCUUACCGAGCGCUGGACACCAUCUCGCAGUUUUGGGCUGGUCCUUCCCAUUGGAAGUUCAAGAGGUCAAGGAAUCUGCGAGGUUUAUCGUUAGCCCUCAGUACGGUUUCCGGCAGUGAUGCAAAAGCAUCGAAGCCCAAAGAUAAAAUAACGAAAAAGAAAAAACGCUUUGAAGGGGACACCCUGGACGACAUUAUAAGCGUGGGUGAGGAGUUUUUCCCGCCGUACAGUCAAACUCGUCCCGUUAAAAACAUAACUCAUUUGAAGAGUUUGAUCUGUCGAAAGUGGGAUGCUAAAAAACUGAAGUUACCCACAGAUUUUCAUUUAGAACGGAACAGAUUUGAUGUGAACCAGUUUAGCCGGGGUUUGAAAGUAAAAGACGUGGACGCUGCUCCAGAGCCAGAUGUUCCAGCGGAUGACUACGAUUACGACAAUCCAGUUGAUCCAAACUAUUGCAGUCGAGUAGGGAACGAAAUCGCCGACAGUGUUGCGGAUGAUGCUGGAACCCUUGGCGGUGGAGAUGAUCAUCAUCAUUUUGACGACAUCAGUCGAGACGGUGACGGACCUUCUGGCGCUCCUACCCUCAACACCAGUGCAGAUUUUAUACCUACAGAAUUCCAAGGUGCCCCAGAUAAGGUGGCAAAAAUUCACAUAGCGUACGCAAAAACGGCUAAAGUGGUAGACAUGAAACAGCUCAAAACCUGCUGUUGGAGGCUAAUCACUGAACAGCACACAGCAAACGCGGACCCGAACGUAUCCGGCAGUAGUACAACCGAACCAAGUGAAGGCAAGGCCAAAUUCUCCACCAUCUAUCGGGAAUUGCCGAACAUUCUCACCAAAACGAUGAGUGAAAACAUUUCCAAAUCGCUAGCAUUCUACUCGGUUCUGCAUCUUACGAACGAACGAUCCCUGAGGUUGGUGCGGCAAGAUGAUCUGAAAGAUUUUACGAUUCUACCCCCAGCGUAACGCAAGAAUGCGGUGCUGUUUUAGUUGAUAGAUUCGAAUAGUGCAAAGUAGUUUAUCCCAAUGCGAACGUCUACUUUUAUUAAUUUACCUUUCAUAUACGCAAAUACGUCAUUCAACCGGCGACUCCGAAAUAACAAGAAUAAAUUAUAGAAACUUUCCACCACGAGCGGUAUUUCCUUCUUUUUUUUAGAAAGGCAAUAUUCUCGGAACAUACCUUGCUUUCCUAUCACAGCUUAGAAUAUUGUCUCAUAUGUUGAAAAUAGUUUUAAGAAAGAAUUUUUUCAACGAAUGCAUUUCCAUGAGGACCAAUCGCUAUGCGAAACACGUUGAAAGUUACGGAUUCUAUAGCAUUUUAAAACAAGGAACGAGUGUAAAAUAUAGUUUGUUAAUAUAGCUGAGGAUUCCUGAUAA
Uranotaenia lowii is the source of this 2886-nucleotide messenger RNA. It is a transcript of the gene barr, whose product is annotated as condensin complex subunit 2. Gene Ontology annotation, molecular function: chromatin binding. Gene Ontology annotation, biological process: mitotic chromosome condensation. The transcript is spliced from 6 exons. NCBI's taxonomy places the organism in Eukaryota, Metazoa, Arthropoda, Insecta, Diptera, Culicidae. Gene Ontology annotation, cellular component: condensin complex. Bases 289 to 2475 code for a protein of 728 amino acids. The record is from RefSeq and is a predicted model, not a curated record.